GAACCAAAGAGGAAGAGCAGAAAAAGCUCUCAUUAUAAAGCAUAUAUAUAAGAAUAAUGGUUUCGAGAGAACACAAGAGAGGUUCAUCUCUUCGUGAGAAGAUUCAUUUGCUUCGUUCAAUCACUAAUUCUCAUGCUGAGAGUGAAACAUCGAUCAUAAUGGAUGCAUCAAAAUAUAUCAAAAAGCUUAAGCAAAAAGUCGAAAAAAUCAACAAUGGGACCUCAUCCGAGCAAUCAUUCCGCGACCCUUCCGAUUCAAACCCUACGGUUACAGUGGAAACCCUAGAGAAGGGGUUCAUGAUAGAGGUAAUGUCAGGGAAGAAUGAGGCAGGGAUGUUGGUUUGUGUUCUUGAAACCUUCGAAGAUCUUGGACUUGAUGUUGUUGAAGCUAGGGUUUCAUGUACAGACACAUUUAGCUUACAUGCCAUUGGUUCAUCAGAUAAUGAUGAUGGAGACAGGAUGGAUGCUGAAGCAGUGAAACAGGCAGUGGCAGAAGCGAUCAGGACCUGGAGUGAUAGUCAUCAUGCAUGAUCCAAAAUGGCUAUAGACCAGAUCAUAGUAUUCAUUCGUAUCUACUAUAUAUAUAUUUAUACAUUUGUUUGACCUUAAAAGAGGCAUAUGAUUACGCAAAAAAUAAUAAUU
Capsella rubella is the source of this 641-nucleotide messenger RNA. RefSeq lists its product as uncharacterized. Gene Ontology annotation, molecular function: protein dimerization activity; sequence-specific DNA binding; DNA-binding transcription factor activity. Gene Ontology annotation, biological process: regulation of DNA-templated transcription. The transcript is spliced from 4 exons. NCBI's taxonomy places the organism in Eukaryota, Viridiplantae, Streptophyta, Magnoliopsida, Brassicales, Brassicaceae. Gene Ontology annotation, cellular component: nucleus. The coding region runs from base 57 to 530 and encodes 157 amino acids. The record is from RefSeq and is a predicted model, not a curated record.